AUGGCACACGAGAAAGAGGACUUUACUUACUCGUAUGAUGCUGACGAGACGUAUGUGCCGUAUGUGCCGUUGAAGCAACGCAAGCUGCAGGUGAUGCAGCGAUUGCACAAGCGGGCGAAAAUAACCCCUCGAGCGGAACGCGCGGAAGAUGGGGGGGAAAAGAUGCCCAAACCGCCGAGCCUGCUGCAGGAAACGCUCGCGAUGCGCGAGAAGCAGCAAUACCACGCACAAGAAAAGACGCAGGCAGAAAAAGACGCAGAGGAGGAGCGCAUGAUUCUUGAAGCGCAUACAUCGCGCAGAAAAUUGCAGAGCCACGCGGAGCUUGCACAUGGCGUCCAGUACACAGAGCCGCUAAAGAGGUCAUGGCGUCCUCCGCGAUUUGUGCGGGAUUGCGGAGAAUGCGAAAUAGAGGCGCUGCGCAGGAAACAUCAUGUGCUCACAGAAGGGAAUUGUAUUCCACCGCUGAUUUCCAACUUUCGCGACAUGAAAAUCCCGCCGUGCGUGCUUGCGUAUUUGCACCGCGAAAAUAUUCGCUCUCCCUCCCCCAUCCAAAUGCAGGGGCUUCCAACGGUUUUCUCCGGGCGCGAUAUGAUUGGGAUUGCAUCUACAGGGUGUGGCAAAACACUUACGUUCAGCCUGCCACUUAUCCUAUUUGCCGCCGAGGCCGAGCGUCGCUUGCCGUUCAAGCACGAAGACGGCCCACUCGGCAUCAUUAUAUGUCCAUCGCGUGAACUUGCCCGGCAAACAUUUGACACUAUUCGUGCGAUUGCUCAAGCGCUGGCGCAUGAUGGGUAUGCGGAGAUCAGUGUGUUAUUGUGCAUUGGCGGUAUUAGCAUGGCUGACCAGGCCCAUACCCUGCACAAAGGCUUCCACAUUGUCGUUGCUACGCCAGGAAGACUCCAAGACAUGCUUGCGCAACGCAAGUUUGGGCUUGCGGCGUGUAAUUAUCUGUGCUUGGACGAGGCGGACCGCAUGAUUGACCGCGGCUUUGAGGAAAGCAUACGCGAUAUUAUGAGCUACUUUACACAGCAGCGCCAAACGCUUUUAUUUUCAGCGACAAUGCCGAGAAAGAUGCUUGACUUUGCCGAACAAUCGCUCCUUCAGCCAGUCGUUGUGAAUGUUGGGCGUGCUGGUGCGGCGAGCUUGGAUGUGGUGCAGGAAGUCGAAUACGUGAAGAAUGAAGCCAAGAUGGCGUACUUGCUCGAGAGCCUGCAAAAGACCGCGCCACCAGUGAUCAUCUUUAGUGAUCAGAAGCACGAAGUGGACGACAUUUACGAAUACUUGCUGCUGAAAGGCGUCGAAGCUGUGGCGAUCCAUGGAUCCAAGACGCAAGACGAACGCGAGUAUGCGAUGCAGAGUUUCAAAGAAGGGAACAAGGAUGUGAUGGUUGCCAGCAGCGUCGCGAGCAAAGGACUUGAUUUCCACGACAUCCAGCAUGUGAUCAAUUAUUCCAUGCCCAAAGAAAUCGAAGAUUACGUGCAUCAAAUUGGGCGUACGGGAAGGGGCGGCAAGACGGGCGUUGCGACCACAUUUGUGAAUCACAGUGCUCCGGAGCAGACCUUGCUUGAUCUGAAAUAUCUACUGAUGGAAGCCAAGCAGCGCAUUCCAGCAUUCCUUUCAGAGAUGCAGGACCCAAGGACGGGGAUGCCAGCGGGAUGUGGCUAUUGUGGUGGCCUUGGGCACAACAUCAAGGACUGCCCAAAAUUGGAAAAAGAGCAACGACAGGCCCAGCCUGGGCUCACACGCAUCGACCAUGACGGGUACUAG
This is a messenger RNA of Malassezia vespertilionis, 1767 nucleotides long. Its product is annotated as RNA helicase. Gene Ontology annotation, biological process: mRNA splicing, via spliceosome. The record is from RefSeq and is a predicted model, not a curated record. The transcript has a single exon. NCBI's taxonomy places the organism in Eukaryota, Fungi, Basidiomycota, Malasseziomycetes, Malasseziales, Malasseziaceae. Gene Ontology annotation, molecular function: RNA helicase activity; zinc ion binding; ATP binding. Gene Ontology annotation, cellular component: spliceosomal complex. Bases 1 to 1767 code for a protein of 588 amino acids.